Messenger RNA from Tripterygium wilfordii, 1459 nucleotides. Its product is annotated as zinc finger protein CONSTANS-LIKE 4-like. Gene Ontology annotation, molecular function: protein binding; zinc ion binding. NCBI's taxonomy places the organism in Eukaryota, Viridiplantae, Streptophyta, Magnoliopsida, Celastrales, Celastraceae. Gene Ontology annotation, cellular component: nucleus. The transcript is spliced from 2 exons. The record is from RefSeq and is a predicted model, not a curated record. Bases 180 to 1190 code for a protein of 336 amino acids. Gene Ontology annotation, biological process: regulation of flower development; regulation of photoperiodism, flowering.
CACAGGGCCCACAUUUGGCUAAGCCUAUCCAACGUGUUACUUUCUUAUUCGUCUAUCCAAGAUCUCUCGGGUCCCACCAGAUAAAAUAAUCACUCUUACAAGUCGUCAAAGAGAGAGAGAAACUCAGAAAACUGCGCUCCCUGCAGAUAGAAAGAAAGGAACUUGCCUUUAUAGUGGAAAUGGCGUCUAAGCUAUGUGACUCGUGCAAAUCGGCGUCGGCGACUCUUUUCUGCAGAUCUGACUCGGCGUUUCUGUGUCUCAACUGCGACUCGAGGAUUCAAGCCGCGAACCAGUUCGCGUCUCGGCGGGCUCGGGUAUGGCUAUGCGAGGUGUGCGAGCAAGCCCCGGCGCACGUCACGUGCAAGGCGGACGCGGCGGCACUUUGUGUCACGUGUGACCGCGACAUCCAUUCCGCAAAUCCACUCGCCAGGCGCCAUGAGCGCGUGCCUGUCACUCCCUUCUACGACGCUGUUAACUCUGACGUCAAGCCCAGUGCUACAGCUGCUAUCACCAUCAACAACUUCCUCGACAAUCGCUACUUCACCGACAUCGAUGCUGACGCUGACGUCAGCAGGGAGGAGGCGGAGGCCGCUUCAUGGCUCCUCCCUAACCCUCCCAAGGCCUCGGAGAAUCCAAAUCUGAAUACUGGCCAGUAUGCUGCGUUCUCGUAUAUGGAUCCGUAUCUGGACUUGGAUUAUGGGCCGCCAGAGGAUCCGAAAUCGGAGGCCCAAGAGCAAAACAGUUCCGGUACCGAUGGAGUCGUUCCUAUCCAAAACAAAAACUACAACGCGGCUCCCAUGGUGAACGACAAGUACAACUGCUUCGCUUAUGGUUACAGCAAUCAUCCUUGUCUCAGCCAAAGCAUUUCUUCUUCGUCUCUUGACGUCGGAGUUGUUCCUGACGGCAACGCCAUGGCAGACAUAUCAACGCCAUACGGGAUGGCAGUGGAGUCUGCAGGGAAUCAAACUAUGCAGAUCUCAUCGGUAGACAGGGAGGCGAGGGUUAUGAGGUACAGAGAGAAGAGGAAGAACCGAAAGUUCGAGAAGACGAUCCGAUACGCGUCACGUAAAGCUUAUGCAGAGACGAGGCCGCGCAUCAAAGGAAGGUUCGUGAAGCGGGCUGACUUAGAGCCGGAGGUGGAAGUGGUGGAUCGUAGUAUGUACGGAUACGGCGUCGUUCCGUCGUUUUAGUGGAUUUAAUCUUUGUACUAAUUGUAAUAUGAUGUUUAAUUAAUCUUUACAGUUUUGUUGUGAUUUAUUUGCCUCUCGCUGGGAUUUGGUGUGUUGGGGUGCAGGACAAGGCUAUGUAUAUAGUUUGGUGGAGGUGUUUGAUCGAUGGAAAUGUAAAACUAACCGUCGAAUUUGUAGACUUUUUGCAUAUGUGAUCAAGAAGUUCUGUUUAUGAAUUUUGACUAUUUGAGGUGCUUCUCAGUAGGCAUCGUAAUCUGGAUUGUCAUUGA